Molecule: messenger RNA, 1934 nt
Organism: Urocitellus parryii (Arctic ground squirrel)
Lineage: Eukaryota; Metazoa; Chordata; Mammalia; Rodentia; Sciuridae
Source: RefSeq, a predicted model, not a curated record
CAGGAGACAGAUCUUCAGAGAAGGGAUCAUUCUAAGUGCAUGUCAGACAGAAAUAUUUAACUCAAGAUUAUUUAACAAAGUCGUUUGAGUGGACUGUAUACCGAGUAGAAGGAACUGCACCUUCUGGACGGAUUUGAACAAUGCAGACUGCUCCAGCAAAAUCCCCGCAGAAAAGGCAAGUCAUUUUCUUUGCUAUGCUGUUGUUUUUGUGGGAGACUGACUCUGAAGCAAUUAGAUAUUCCAUGCCAGAAGAAACAGAAAGCGGCUACUCUGUGGCCAACCUGGCAAAAGAUCUGGGGCUCAGGGUGGGGGAGCUGGCCACUCGGGGCGCGCGAAUCCAUCACAAAGGCAGCAAUCAGCUCUUGCAGCUUGAUGAAAAAACCGGCAAUUUGCUUCUACAGGAAAAACUAGACCGGGAGGUGCURUGUGGGGCGACAGAACCUUGUAUAUUGCAUUUCCAACUGUUACUAGAAAACCCGGUGCAGUUGUUUCAAAUUGAUGUGCAACUCACAGAUGUAAAUGACCAUUCUCCAGAGUUCCUAGACAGGGAAAUGAUCCUUAGAAUCCCAGAGAGCGCCCAGCCAGGGACUGUAUUUCCGUUGAAAUCAGCUCAGGACUUGGACAUGGGUAGCAAUAGCGUUCAGAACUACACAAUCAGCCCCAACUCCAAUUUUCAUGUUGUUACUCAUAGUCAUGGGGAUGGCAGAAAAUACCCAGAGCUGGUGUUGGACAAAGCCCUGGACCGGGAGGAAGAGUCUGAGCUCAGUUUAACCCUCACAGCACUGGAUGGUGGGGUGACACCCAGAUCUGGGAUCAUGACAGUAUACAUUGAAGUAGUAGACAUCAAUGAUAAUGCUCCCAAAUUUUUACAGUCCCUGUAUGAGGUACAGGUUCCUGAGAACAGUCCUAUAAACUCGUUAGUUCUUGUUGUUUCUGCUCAAGAUUUAGAUGCAGGACCAUAUGGGAGUGUAUCAUACACACUAUUCCAAGAUAAUGAAGUUUCUCAACCAUUUGUAAUAGACCAAAUAACAGGAGAAAUUCGUCUGCAAAGAGCAUUGGAUUUCGAGGCAACUAAACAUUAUAACGUGGAAAUUGUAGCCACAGACAGUGGGGGCUUUUCAGGAAAAUGCACAGUGGCCAUAGAAGUGGUGGAUGUGAAUGACAAUGCUCCUGAACUAACCAUGUCGAGGCUCAGCAGCUCUAUCCCAGAAAACUCCCCAGAGACUGUAGUUGCCAUUUUCAGCGUUUCUGAUCCAGAUUCUGGGGACAAUGGUAGGAUGGUUUGCUCCAUAGAAAAUGAUCUCCCCUUCCUCUUGAAGCCCACAUUUAAGAACUUUUAUACCUUGGUGACAGAGGGGCCACUAGACAGAGAGAGCAGAGCAGAGUACAACAUCACCAUCACAGUGACCGAUUUGGGGACACCCACGUUGGAAACCGAGCACAGCAUAACUGUCUUCGUUUCUGAUGUCAACGACAACGCCCCUGCUUUCUCCCAAACGUCUUACAAGCUCUUAGUUCAUGAGAACCCUCCGCUGUCUGCCAGCGUCACGCUGCACGUGCUGCUGGUGGAUGGCUUCUCCCAGCCCUACCUGCCGCUCCCGGAAGUGGCGCCAGAGCGCGCGCAGGGGSACUCGCUCACUGUCUACUUGGUCAUCGCCUUGGCCUCUGUGUCAUCGCUCUUCCUCUUCUCUGUGUUGGUGUUUGUGGUUGUGAGGCUGUGCAGGAGGCGCAGGGCGGCGCCGCUGGGUGUCUGCUCUGUGCCUGAGGUCCACUUUCCUGGCCACCUGGUGGAUGUCAGUGGCACCGGGACACUGUCUCAGAGCUACCAGUAUGAGGUUUGUUUGACCAGCGACUCUGGGACUAGCGACUUSAAGUUCCUGAAGCCCAUAUUCCACAAUGUAUCUCCCAAGAGUGCAAGAGAAGCAACCCAUUAA